Molecule: messenger RNA, 1800 nt
Organism: Aspergillus mulundensis
Lineage: Eukaryota; Fungi; Ascomycota; Eurotiomycetes; Eurotiales; Aspergillaceae
Exons: 2
Coding region: 1-1800 (599 amino acids)
Biological process (GO): transmembrane transport
Molecular function (GO): transmembrane transporter activity
Source: RefSeq, a predicted model, not a curated record
AUGGCCGUCAAUUGCCCUAACGAGGUGCAUGGCAGCGCCCAGCAGUCCCAGACCACCAACCAGGUGGACGGGGACAUCGAGAAAAGCACCGUGGACACCCAGGCCAUUCCAGCCCGCAGCAGCGACGAGGGAGCCUUUGACUCCGACGCGAACAGCAGCUUCCAGGAGGGCGUGCAGCGGGCCAGGGCAAUCACGACCAUCUGGUCGAAAUGGACGCUCGUUAGCUUGUUCUGCUUGCUAUACAUAAUCUCCUUCGUCGACUACCUCCAGAACUCCAUCGACGCAACCCUGAACCCGUACAUCACGUCCUCCUUCGGCCGCCACGGCCUCCUCAACGUCGGCAGCGUGCUCUCGUCCAUAAUCGGCGGCGUUGCGCCGCUGGCCCUCUCAGAGGUAAUUGACAUCUGGGGCCGCGUGGAGGGCUUCGUCGUCAUGAUCACCGUGUGCGUCGUCGGCAUGAUCCUCAAAGCCACCUGCCACACGGUUGAGCAGUACGUUGCCGCGCACGUCCUCUACUGGACCGGGCACAUCGGCAUGCUCUACGUCAUUGAGGUGAUGAUCUCCGAUAUGACGAGCCUCAGAAACCGCAUGAUCUACUUUGGGAUUAUCGGGACGCCGCGGAUCGCGAGUACAUUUGCGGGCCCGGCGAUCGCGGAUCUGUUCUAUGUGCAUCUGAACUUCCGCUGGGCGUUUGGGGCGUUUGCGAUUAUUCUUGUUGCGUGCAGCGCGCCUGCUAUGGGGCUGAUGGUGUAUAUGGCGCGGAAAGCGAAGAGGCAAGGUCUUAUUAGACCACGGGCGCGAAGUACACGGACCUGGCUCGAAUCGCUAAAGCACUACGCCAUCGAAUUCGACCUCCCAGGUAUCCUGCUGAUAACAGCAGCACUAGCCCUCCUCCUCCUCCCAUUCAGUCUAAACGCCUACGCCCCAAACGGGUGGAAAACACCGUACAUCAUCGCGAUGCUCGUGCUCGGCGUCAUUCUCUUCCCCGUCUUCUACGCCUACGAGGCCCUCCUUGCCCCUGUGCAAUUCCUGCCCUUCAAGUACCUCAAACAAGGCACGAUCAUCGGCUCCGCCCUCCUCUACGGCCUGAUGUUCCUGUCCACCUUCACCUGGAACGGGUACUAUGGUUCCUACCUGCAAGUCGUGCACAGACUGAGCAUCACGAACGCAAACUACGUGCUUAACGCGUACAGCCUUACAUCCACCGUCUUUGCGCCCCUCAUUGGCGCCUGGAUAAGUUACUCAGGGAACUUCAAGUAUACAGCCUACGUCGGCGUGCCCAUCAUGCUCCUCGGCACGGCGCUGAUCAUCCCCUUCCGCACCCCCUCCACGAACCCGGGCGUGCUCGCACUCACGCAAAUCCUGGUCGGUCUAGGAAGCGGCUUCUUCACCGUGGCCAGCGGGCUCGCGAUCAUGGCGCCCGUGACGCACCAGUACAUCGCGGUAGUCAACGCGCUAGGCGGGCUCUUCGGCGGCGUGGGGUCAGGCAUUGGCCUCGCGAUCGCCGGCGCGCUGUGGAAUAACCUCCUCCCACAAGAGAUGUAUAAUCGGCUCCCCGAGAGCCAGAAGGAGAACGCGCGCGCGAUCUUCGGGGAUAUGGUCCUUCAGAUGUCGUUUGCGGAUGGGUCGGACGAGAGAACGGCGAUUGUGGAUUCGUAUGCGCAUGUUAUGCGCUUGAUGGUUAUUGCGGGGGCGGCGCUGAUGCCGCUUUGCUUGCUGAGUAUUGUUGUUUGGAGGGAUAUUAAUGUGAGGAAGAUUGAGGAGGAGAGGGGGAGGCAGACGAAGGGGGUGGUUUUUUAG